Messenger RNA from Schizophyllum commune H4-8, 604 nucleotides. RefSeq lists its product as uncharacterized. The transcript has a single exon. NCBI's taxonomy places the organism in Eukaryota, Fungi, Basidiomycota, Agaricomycetes, Agaricales, Schizophyllaceae. Bases 114 to 452 code for a protein of 112 amino acids. The record is from RefSeq and is a predicted model, not a curated record.
UCUUAAAUCGGUGAGUCAACAUCUUACCUCCCCUCCUUCCACUUCGCACCUUCCAUGAUGUCUACAAAUUUUAAUUAGACUACGAACGGGCGCAUACGUGCGCUUCGUUAUGAAUGCAAAUUCCCAUCCCUGACCCCUUCCCUUCAACCAAGCAUGGUGUCUCUUCACGCACCGUACUAACUUCAUGCGCCAGGUCUUUAGCGCGAAAGGAUCGUGGACAUGGACCUGGACGCAGGUGGUACUUCUCCAAGGGCUUUUCCCUAAAGGUAAGUAUCUCGGGCAUCGCAUUCGCCUCCCCUCCAUUAUCCUGUAUACUAUUCCUUGCUAUGAUGCCCAAUUUAACCAGACUGCGAACGAGCGUACAUUGUGCGACUCGUGCUGAGUUGAACCUUCACUAUAUUUCUGAGCCUGAUCGCCUCUCUAUGGUUCCGCUCCCAUCCGAGCGAAGCUAAUGCGGUAUGCGCAGAAGCCCUGAAUAGCAAACUACGGAGGUGCGUGCUUUGCUUUUGGGAGCGGUCGGCGAUGUUGGGUCGUUCGUGUUGGCGCUGAAUCGAGCAGUUAUGGUCGAUGAGGAUGCGCUCAUACGCCUUCGAUCUUCAGUUAG